Messenger RNA from Lactuca virosa, 1275 nucleotides. NCBI's taxonomy places the organism in Eukaryota, Viridiplantae, Streptophyta, Magnoliopsida, Asterales, Asteraceae. The record is from the annotation of a GenBank genome assembly.
UUAAAACAUGUUUCUCAUUUCGGACCCCGUCGCUUUUGGACAUUUACAGCUUGCCAUUUUCGCAAACACUUUGAAAGCAAUACGCUGCACAGACGAAGUGGUCUUUCAUCCCCUUGUUGGAGUUCGAUCGAGUUUAAGCUUAUCUGAAAAGCAAUUCUUUAGGUGUAGCUUAUCCAAGAAAAGUCAACAAACAGCAGCAACAAUGAUGAACAGCAUGCAAUCCCAAUCCACAGAGAGUUUAAGGUAUGCGGUUGUGACUGGAGCAAACAAGGGUAUUGGGUUUGAGACGGUUAGACAGCUGGCAGCUGCUGGCGUGACAGUCGUGUUGACAGCUAGGAAUGAGAAGAGAGGUAUGGAGGCCAUGUCAUUGCUCCAUGGGCUUGGUUUUCCAAACGUACUAUUCCAUCAGCUUAAUGUACAAGACCUUCAAAGCAUAGAAGGUUUGGCCAAUUUCAUACAAACCCGAUUUGGAAAACUUGAUAUCUUGGUGAAUAAUGCUGGAGCUUCUGGAGUUGUGGUGGAUGAAGAAGGUCUAAGGGCUCUGAAUAUAGAUCCAGCAUCUUGGCUAUCUGGCAAGGCCACGAACAUGGUUCAAGGGGUGAUUAAAACAACCUAUGAAAAGGCAAAAGAAUGUCUUGACACAAACUAUUAUGGUGUCAAGAAUCUUACACAGGCACUCCUUCCACUCCUACAACGUUCCACUUCCGGGGGUAGAAUCGUAAAUGUCUCUUCCCUACGAGGUGAAUUAUGGAGGAUUCCGAAUGAAGAAAUAAGAAAGGAACUCGCAGAUGUAGAGAAUUUGAGUGAAGAGAAGAUCGAUGGGUUUGUGGAGAAGUUUUUAGAUGAUUUGAGGAACGAUGAGCUUGAAGUCAAAGGAUGGUCAAAGAUGUUACCGGCUUACAGUGUGUCAAAGACAUACCCGAAUAUGUGCAUUAAUUGUGUGCAUCCGGGAUAUGUCGACACCGACUUGAACUGGCACACAGGUACAAUGACAUUGGAAGAGGGAGCACAAGGGUCGGUUAUGUUGGCUCUUUUACCCCAAGGUGGUCCCACCGGUUGCUAUUUUGAUCGUACACAAGUUGCUCAAUUUUGACCCUCUUGUUUCUUGUAUCUAUUAAUUUUAUCUUCUUGGUUUUUCCUUUUUCUUUCCUGGACUAGUCUAUGAAACAUCAGACACAAUAUCAAGAAUUUGACCUCUUUUUUACUUCAUGUGAUAACCAACCUCACAGGGUUAGUAGCACCAACUAUUAUGGAUGUUUUGAAACUGAUCUAAGU